Molecule: messenger RNA, 2153 nt
Organism: Gasterosteus aculeatus aculeatus (three-spined stickleback)
Lineage: Eukaryota; Metazoa; Chordata; Actinopteri; Perciformes; Gasterosteidae
Product: ADP-ribosylation factor-like protein 8B
Biological process (GO): anterograde axonal transport; protein transport
Cellular component (GO): lysosomal membrane
Molecular function (GO): GTP binding; GTPase activity
Source: RefSeq, a predicted model, not a curated record
ACCCGGAAGGUCGGUAACAUUUCUUCCUCUCGAAAGUAAAGAAGUCCCGCCUUCUUUGCGCGCGGGCUCCCGCGACGUGCGCGACCUUCUCCGCGAGCACGCGCGGGACCAGCAACACUUCACAGCCGAUCACAUGACGUGACAAAGCAGCGAGCUACUUCCGGUGUAGACCGCCGCUAGCCAGACUGCUCGCGUACGGACCAGCUCGCCAUCCAAGAUGCUGGCCCUCAUCAACAGGCUCCUGGACUGGUUCAGGACCAUCUUCUGGAAGGAGGAGAUGGAGCUCACGCUGGUGGGGCUGCAGUACUCCGGAAAAACCACAUUCGUCAACGUGAUUGCAUCUGGCCAGUUCAGUGAAGACAUGAUUCCCACGGUGGGUUUCAACAUGCGGAAGGUGACUAAAGGCAAUGUGACAAUAAAGAUAUGGGACAUAGGGGGACAGCCUCGCUUCAGAAGCAUGUGGGAGCGCUACUGUAGAGGAGUCAACGCGAUUGUUUACAUGGUGGAUGCGGCGGACCGAGAGAAGAUAGAAGCUUCCAGAAUUGAACUGCACAACCUUUUAGACAAACCACAGCUACAAGGAAUUCCAGUUCUAGUACUGGGCAACAAACGAGACCUACCCAACGCGCUUGAUGAGAAGCAGCUCAUUGAAAAAAUGAACCUAUCUGGCAUUCAGGACCGAGAGAUCUGCUGCUACUCUGUUUCCUGCAAAGAGAAAGACAAUAUAGAUAUCACGCUGCAGUGGCUCAUCCAGCAUUCAAAGUCACGGAGAAGCUGAAAAAGAAGGCGUCCCAGUCGCAGCCGUGGCCUGAGCCCCCUAAUGGUCACGGGACCCCGACAGCCAUCUUAUUCCAGCUAUCUGCUCACUACCGUCACCACCCAGUACACUACCAUAGAUGCCCCCUGUACAGCACUACCGCCACCACUACUCCCCAGAGUCUGCGAGCGUUGUGUCAGUACUGCGCGGUGGACGUUCACACCCAUCAUGCCUUAUCGCUGAACAUCUGUCCCCUUCGACACAAGAAUCUAAUGAUGCUGCAGCGUCCUGGCUACACUGAGACGCACCUAAUCCCACACGCGGACAACAGUUCUGUUGCUGGUGUUUACGUGAACGGUUGCCAUUGUAGUUAUUUGCCAAAUGACGACAGCAGCUCGUAUUGAUGCGGCCCGAUCCCGCCUUUCCUAUCGCUCGUAUUAAGUGACGUUUACACAUAACGUAAAGACAAAACUCGGUGUUUGUUUUGUCCAAAGCAAAAUCCUAAAACGGGUCAAUGGAGUUUAAAGUGCCUUCGAGGAAGGAAUUGCUCUAAUCAGACACUUUAACCCGAUAUCCUAAAGGAACAGCAGCAGCGUGACGUGAACACGCCGUCUCAUUUAGUAUUCCCACUAACGCACUGCGAUGUCUGAGACGAGGCCGUACUGUCGACCGUGUACCUUCCACUUGUUUUGGAAGGUGGGUUAUUGUGGUAAUGCUGCCCCCCCCCUGCAGCCUGCGCCGCUCUAAUGUGGCUCCAGACUGAUGGAUGUUUCAGGAAGCGUUCUGAGCACAGCGAUGUACCCAAAGCAUCCGUUGGAUGAUUCCUGUGACCUCUGGGUUGGAUAACACAAAGUCCGGAGAACAGAAGACAAUCUGUUAGUUUAACGCGUCGGACGCUUCAUGUCUUACUCGUCUGCAGCCUCGUGUCUUUUUGUAGAAGCCUUAGCAGCACUCAAGACGCCGUUCAUCAAUUGACGUGUAACCUGUCAGCCACAGGACUUCUUCCGCAUACCGACACUGUAAAUCGAUCUGCCCUUUGCUCCGCUUGUUCAGCUCCAUCCAUUUAUAAGUAUUUUCUUCAUGUGUGAGCGUUGCUGAUGAUGCACGCAGUGCUCUACGUGGCUUCUGCCUUUCACUGUCAUUCUUUCUGCACACACAUACGAGUUGUUGGGCGUCCGUCGGUGAUCGUAGGGAUACGAAAUGACGACCGUUGGUGACUGUGGGUCAUUUAGGGGAAAGCUUUUGUUACCUGUGUAAUAAUAUAAUAGAAUAUAGCCAUUUGCAUGUGCAGAACUUUGUAAAUAAGAUUCAGCAUUUUUAUUCCAACAAAUGCCUGUCAUGCCUUUCUUUUUCUCCUCCUGUGAUUGCUAAUAAAUUUGGUUUUAUUUUUAAGGUG